AUGUUGCCGCUGGCAGCCGCUGGGGCUGCGGGUGCAGCAGCGGGCGUCUUGCGUUGGAGGUGUAGGAUAGUGUUCUGUGGUGUAGGAGCGGCGGUGGAGCUGUGUCUGACCUCACAAACUGUCAUAUGGGAGCGAGGGCCGGGACAGCGAUGAGUGGAACCACGUGUUCUGUACGAUAGCGACCCUCUGCUACAGCUCGGCUGUUCUGCGCUCGUCGCCUGCAGGACUUUAUUGGGUCCCGACAUGGACUACCCCGGGCGAAAGCUGUCCACCUCCGGAGAUUCCUUGUAUGAAAUUUUGGGUCUACCAAAAACAUCGACGCCAGAUGACAUAAAGAGGACAUACCGGCGGUUAGCCCUCAAGUAUCAUCCGGACAAAAAUCCUGAUAACCCAGAAGCUGCAGAAAAAUUUAAGGACAUCAACCGAGCGCACUCCAUCCUCACGGACCUCACCAAGCGCAACAUCUAUGACAACUAUGGCUCCCUGGGCCUCUAUGUGGCUGAACAGUUUGGUGAAGAGAACGUCAAUACCUACUUCGUGCUCACGAGUGGCUGGUGCAAGGCACUGUUCGUGUUCUGCGGGUUGAUAACGGGCUGUUACCUGUGCUGCUGCUUCUGCUGCUGCUGCAACUUCUGCUGCGGCAAAUGUCGGCCCAAGCCACCCGAAGAGGCUGGAGACUAUGCCAAUCUGCAUGAUGGAAAAAGUGAAGCGGUCAGAGGAGCCCCCAAGGAGGAGUAUAGCAGCGAAGAAGGCCAGAGCCCAGUGACCACACAGCCUGCAGCCAGUGCCAAGAUGGACGCCCCGGGGUCGGUGCCCCUGGCCAUGCCUCCUCCACCCUCAGCCACUGACAGCAACCUGAGUGAGACGACCAACCUGAGCACAAGUCAGCACCACACAUACAUGACGCAGGACGCCACUGCUGCAGCUGUGCCCACCAGCAACCUGCAGUAGGCUCCGUUCCAAAAAGACUCCAGAGACUCCAGUGUCUUUAUUUCGUCUUUCUUUCCUUCCUUUCCUUUUUAAUCCAUUUCUGAGAACACUUUCCCCCUGCGUGGCGUACGCACUAUAUUAUAGAGCCUGCUCAUUAUGGCUUGGGGGAGGUCAUUGACACUGUUGUGCAUGGUAUCCCCAUUUGUUUGUACAAUCACAUUGCCUCUAUUUCUUUAUUUCUUCCUUUCGAGAUAAUGGUGUGGAAACUUUGCAGUUGUGACGCCAAUUGUUAUUGCAGUUGCCCAAUUGUUUCUUUUAAUAGGACAGGACUUUUCUUGUAAAGCAUAGCUUGAGCCACCAAUAUAAAUGCACUGUCAUUGUUAUCUAUUUUGAAUUGUGAAAACACAAAGUUCUUUACAGCAUGCCUGCACACCAGGAGUGGUUUCAAUUUUCUGGCCAAUAGUUCGGUAUGGACGUGUAAAUUUCAGAGCAGCUGUCCUUCCGCCUUUUUGUCUACUAGUGUACACACGGUAAUGGCAUGUGUGCAUUCUUUGAGCUGCAUGCCAUUCCUGCAGUCAUCCUUGUGAUGCUCUUGGGGAAGAAUUGGGAGUCGUGUAGUAGCACCCCAUAUAGGUGGGUCUCUUAGUGAAACAAUGUAUGUUGCAAGUGGUGUGUGUUCAGUCAGCUACGGUUACUGCUGGCCUCUGGGUUCAAUACUGAGCCAUGGUUAUGCGAGUUGCAUGUGCUGUGUAGACAGUGAAGCACAGCCAUCUUACCCACAUGUCCUGCUGGUGAUUGCUUUGCAUUGAGGAGCCCAUCUCCAGAACUCGGCCUGCAAGUGUGGAUCUCUUGCUGCACAUCACUUGCAUGCUCCCCAUGUUGUGGCUGCACACAUUAUUUGUCUUAGUUGUGCCCCACCAUCCUGCUGGUGCUUUGUUUGUAACCCUUUGCACACCUGCUACACUGGCCUGGCCACAAGGCGUUCAGGUCUGGUGCAUUCUAGGGUGUUGAAUGCUGACCGCUGGGGCAGCAUCUGCUGCAUCUGAUGCUUGUAGCAAUAUGAUUUUCUGGUGAGCUGUGCACAGCUUCUUUCAUCAACUUCCAGCACUGCCUGCACCACAAACUAUUAUUUUCAUUUACACUAUGCCAGGAGAGUCCAGGUAUUGUCACAACCUGCCUCCUUACAUUAUUUUGGGCAUAACUUUACAUCUUCUAAUACAAUGCAUCAGAACUGUGUUUCAUACGCAGCAAGCACAUACUACAGAGCAAUGAGCGCCAAAAAGUGCAGAAAAACAACUAAUGUGGGCAGCACAGCACUUUGCAUGUACUCUUGGGAAUGCACCAGUUCUGCAAUGCCUGAUAUGCCAUCGGAGGCAGGUGUUGCAGCCAUUUUUAUGUUCGAAUGUUGUGAACAGUGAGGCUGUCAUACCAGUGUUAGGUCGCCUCUAUACUGCAUCGCUUGGCUAGAUGGGCAACUAUCGAGCCAGCUGCAGAUGUUUCCAGUGCAGCAGGUUGUGCCAGGUAUUUUUGAGGGUGAGAAAGGUCCCUAUCCAUGCUGACUGCAGACCAGCAACUCCUACAGCUGCCACCUGUUCUUUGUCCCAGUGAAGACACAAAGGCCUUUUCUGUGUGAGUGUAUGUGAAGCAGCAGUACUUAACUGUCAGUACUGUGUAGCCGAUUAAAAAAUACUUGGGUGCUUC
Messenger RNA from Dermacentor andersoni, 2631 nucleotides. It is a transcript of the gene Csp, whose product is annotated as Cysteine string protein. The record is from RefSeq and is a predicted model, not a curated record. Gene Ontology annotation, biological process: regulation of neuromuscular synaptic transmission. Gene Ontology annotation, cellular component: type Is terminal bouton. NCBI's taxonomy places the organism in Eukaryota, Metazoa, Arthropoda, Arachnida, Ixodida, Ixodidae.